Messenger RNA from Vicia villosa (hairy vetch), 1602 nucleotides. Its product is annotated as serine/threonine-protein kinase RUNKEL-like. The record is from RefSeq and is a predicted model, not a curated record. Gene Ontology annotation, molecular function: microtubule binding. Gene Ontology annotation, biological process: phragmoplast assembly; cytokinesis by cell plate formation. Bases 1 to 1368 code for a protein of 455 amino acids. The transcript has 4 exons. Lineage: Eukaryota; Viridiplantae; Streptophyta; Magnoliopsida; Fabales; Fabaceae.
AUGUUGAUUGAGUCCGGCGUCAUUAUAGAUGAAUGUGUAAAAUGCGGGUAUGCAAAUUUCGAAGACAACUAUCAGCCCAAGACUGAUUUGCUCAAAGCAGUUGCGAUAUUUGCGGCGGCUGCAACUGGGACGAUAGCAAUUAACCAUUCUUGGGUGGCUGCUAAUCACCAAAAACUUACUUGGAUCAACGUUGACAAGCAUAGCAGUACCACCAAAAUCACAAGUGCCCCCACCAAUCUUAGUGUUCUGCCAGUAGCUAUUGAAAUUAAAAGAAGCAUGGGCCAACAAAGUGUUGGGCUGAAAGUGAGUUUUGGUGGGCUUGGAACAUGUUUUGGUGGGCUUGGAGGUGGUGUUGGUGGUGGUGAAAUUAGUUAUCUUAUUUUCUUCUGGCUGCAGGUUCCGAAUUCAUUAAUUUCCCUUGUGACAGUGAUAUUGAGAAAAGGUGAGGAUGAUAUAACUCAGUUGUAUGCAUUGAGAACAGUUGAGAAUAUUUGCAGCCAAGGAGGGGUCUGGGUGGGACGUUUCACCAGUCAAGAUGUUAUUAAUAAUCUCUGCUAUAUCUAUAGAGCGGCAGGGAAACAAGAAAGCAUGAGGCUUACUGCAGGAUCAUGUUUAGUACGCUUAGUUCGCUUUAAUCUUUCCAGCAUUCAGUCUGUUAUAGAGAAACUCUCAUUCAAGGAUCUAGCUUCUGCUCUUGUCAAAGGCAGUCCGCGAGAGCAGCAAAUUAGCUUAAAUCUUCUUAACUUAGCAAUGCUUGGAAGUCAUAUGCUCACAAAUGUUGGAAGAUACCUUAUACAACUUUCAGAGGAUAAGAAUCUGAUCCCAAGUCUUCUGUCCCUUGUUGAGCAGGGUAGUGAAGUUUUAAAAGGAAAGGCACUUGUUUUUGUGGCUCUCCUCUGCAAGCACGGUAGAAGGUGGCUUCCACAGUUCUUUUGCAGCCAUAAGUUACUCUCAGUGGUGGAUAGGCUGGGAAAAGAGAAGGAUGCCUUUGUGCGGCAGUGUUUAGUUGCAUUUCUGCAUAUUGUGGCAUCUACUAUUCCAAGUUUACUGGAUAUAAUAACAGGGGAUUUCCAGCAAAUGAUGGGAGGAAGGCGCCAUGGACAUAUCUCUUCCCUUACCGACAGAUCUGCUCCAAAAGCCAAUAUUAAUUUGUUUCCUGUUGUCCUUCAUCUUCUUGAAAGUUCAGCUUUUAAGCAUAAAGUGGCGACACUUCCAGUACUACGGCAGUUGGCGAAUCUCAUUAAACUCGCAGAGACACCGUUUCAGGUCAGUGACUCAGCCGUUAGAUCUUGUUUACUUUUAAUCCUAUGCUUUCCUGAAAUCAUGAGUUCUGUCAGAGCUAACCUGCAAAGUUUCAUUAGAUAUUAAGUGUGCUAAGAUAUAGUCGAUAGAUAGUCUACUAAUGAAAUAAAAGGUGUGUUUUAGAAUCUAAGGGUUGACCUCAAAUCUCACCAAAAAAGAGUGUUGAUCUCAAAAUAAGUAUUUGAUAUAAUUAAUCAGUAAGAUGAACUUACUUCGGAAGUAACUUUUGUUAAGUUAAUAGGCUUAAUAACUUUUUUUGUAAACAUUAAAGUUCAUCAAUCCAACUGUUGAAUAUGGUAA